Molecule: messenger RNA, 4333 nt
Organism: Phodopus roborovskii (desert hamster)
Lineage: Eukaryota; Metazoa; Chordata; Mammalia; Rodentia; Cricetidae
Gene: Arid3a
Product: AT-rich interaction domain 3A
Exons: 9
Coding region: 619-2391 (590 amino acids)
Biological process (GO): regulation of transcription by RNA polymerase II
Cellular component (GO): nucleus
Molecular function (GO): DNA binding
Source: RefSeq, a predicted model, not a curated record
AUUAUCAUUUAAAGGGGCAGCGACCUGAAAAUUUCCGUCCACUCAGUCGCGGCUCUCCAGUCCCCCUCCACCUCCUUCCACCGUGGGCGUCCUCAGACUGCGUUGGAGAGGGGGGACCCCGGGGAGGUGUCCUGGGAAAGCUUGGAAAGGGGGACCUUGGAAAGACACCCACUACCUCCUCCUGCGUCCCCGGGGCUGCUGAAUCACCGGCGAGGUAUUUGCAUCUGAGAGCAAUUUGUCACACGGCGAUUCGUCUGCCGGGUGGGGGAGGGGCGGGGCGGGGGGCCGGUCGCGCGCGGAGACCUCGUCCCUAUCCGAUCCGGACGGAUGGAAGUGUAGACGCGGCCCGGAGACUCGGAGUCUGCAAGCACUUGAAUGAGCCUGAUACAAACUUCUGCUCCUGGGUGCCCGACGUGACAACAGGAGCCCAUUGAUUGCCCCUGGCAUGCCCCACCAAUCCUCAGCCUGAGUCCGUGGCCCCUGCCCCCACCGGCUGCCACCCUGCAUUGUCCGGGUUCCCCCGAGGCCCCCACGCUGCAGUGCAGCCAAGACCCUUCCCCAAAGGGGCCACCCCCACCACCCACCCCUGGUGCCCGGGGUGGCCCACCCCGCAGGGCCAUGAAGCUGCAGGCUGUGAUGGAGACCCUCAUUCAGAGACAACAGCGUGCCCGGCAGGAACUGGAGGCCCGGCAGCCACCGCCACCCCCACCUUCCGAGCCCACUGGUGUCCGGGCUCGGACCACUGUGACAGAUGAGGACAGGGAGCCUGAGAAUGCCCGGAUGCAUAGGACGCAGAUGGCUGCUCUGGCUGCCAUGCGAGCUGCUGCUGCUGGCUUGGGACAUCCAUCUCCCAGUGGCUCUGAGGAUGGGCCUCCUGGCUCAGAAGAUGAAGACACAGCCCCAGAAGGGACUCCGAGUUCACCUGCCCUGCGUGGACGAGGCCGGGAGGGAUCAGGACACACUGAAGGAGAUGGACAUUUGUUGGACAUGGGCUCCGAUGAUGACACGAAGCCCAAGUGGGAAGAAACAGAACUGGAAGAACUGGGGGAGGAGGAAGAGGAAGAAGAUGACUUCGAGGAAGAGGAGGAGGAGGGUCUGGGCCCCCCGGGGUCUGCCAGCCUGGGCUCUGCAGGCCUGUUCACCCGCAAGGCCCAACCCGCUCAGGCUUUCCGUGGAGAUGGUGGUCCCAGGAUGCUGGGUGGCCCUGACCGCCUAGGACCUGGCCCGGCUCACUCCACUCACACGGCGUCCCAGAUGCCACCACCGGACCACGGAGACUGGACGUUUGAGGAGCAGUUCAAACAGCUCUAUGAACUGGACGCAGACCCCAAGAGGAAAGAGUUCCUGGAUGAUCUGUUCAGCUUUAUGCAGAAGCGUGGCACACCAGUUAACCGGAUCCCUAUCAUGGCUAAGCAAGUCCUAGACCUGUUCAUGCUGUAUGUGCUGGUGACAGAGAAGGGAGGCCUUGUGGAGGUCAUCAACAAGAAACUGUGGCGGGAGAUCACCAAGGGGCUCAACCUACCCACUUCCAUCACCAGCGCUGCCUUCACGCUGCGGACACAGUACAUGAAGUAUCUUUACCCCUAUGAGUGUGAGCGACGAGGCUUGAGCAGCCCCAAUGAGCUCCAGGCUGCCAUAGACAGUAACCGCAGAGAGGGCCGGCGUCAGAGCUUCGGGGGUUCGCUUUUUACCUACUCACCCAGUGGAGCACACAACAUGCUGUCCUCACCCAAGCUACCGGUGACUUCCCUGGGCCUUGCCGCCAGCACCAAUGGCAGUUCCAUCACUCCAGCACCCAAGAUCAAGAAAGAGGAAGACUCCGCCAUCCCCAUCACAGUGCCAGGCCGCCUGCCUGUGUCUUUGGCAGGCCAUCCCGUUGUGGCAGCCCAGGCAGCCGCUGUGCAAGCAGCAGCUGCCCAGGCAGCUGUGGCAGCCCAGGCAGCCGCCUUGGAACAGCUCCGGGAGAAGCUGGAAUCCACAGAGCCUCCAGAGAAAAAGAUAGCCUUGGUUGCCGAUGAGCAACAGCGCCUCAUGCAGCGAGCUCUGCAGCAGAAUUUCCUGGCCAUGACGGCCCAGCUGCCCAUGAACAUCCGGAUCAAUAGCCAAGCCUCUGAGAGUCGCCAGGACUCAGCUGUGACGCUCACCAGUGCCAAUGGCAGCAACAGUAUUAGCAUGUCAGUGGAGAUGAAUGGCAUCGUGUACACAGGGGUGCUGUUUGCUCAGCCACCACCCCCUACUCCACCCUCCGCCCCAAGCAAAGGCGCCAUCGGUACCAACAACACCAUGGGUAGCCGGACAGGAGCCAGCGGCGGGACCAGCAGCAGCCAGGUGGGGCUGGCUGGAGUGUCUGCGCCCCCCACAUCUUCUACCUCAAAUAACUCCUUGCCUUAAAGGAAAUCAAGUUGUAUCGCUGCCCACCCACCACGGGGACCACACAGCCACAUGGGGACCUGGGACAUUGGAAGAAUCCCAGCGGGCUGGGCAGAUUCCCAAGGAGCCACACUGACGCCAAAAAGGAGAGGGAAAAAAAAAUAUAUAUAUAAAUAUAUAUAUAUACACAUAUAUAUAUAGAGAGAGAGAUAGAGAAACAGAUUUAAUAAAUCAGGGCAGAGAACACUUGAAUCUCUCAGGUUUUGGAGACUCCGAGAAAUGGAUUUGACAAGGGCCACCAAGGCAACCUCAGCAGAAGGAGGCCACCUUUCCAGAGGCUUCCAUGGGGGUUUGGCUUGACCAGCCCAGUUCAAGCACGACUAUUUACCUCAUGAAUCCCAGCACUGUGUGUCCUGUCUUUUUUUUUUUUUUUUUUUUUUUUGUUCCUUGAUUCUUAACUGUGAUUCCUUCUGGGAAAACCAACCAAGCCGGAGCCAGGAUCAUUGUUUUGUUUCAUUCUCCUUGGAAGCUAUGAUUUUUUUUUUUUUUUUUCUUUUUUAAAUGAGAUCUCAACAUUCAGAUGCAAGUUUUUUUAAAGAGGUUUUGGGGUUUCGGAUUUUGUAAAUAUUCUAUUUUGGAGGGUAGGGAUUGAAUCUCAGGAAGUGCCCCACCUGUAUAUCUAUAUAUAUAUUUGUGUUCAUUCAGGGAAAGAAACUUUUUUUAAAGAAGCAAAAGCACCAGCCAUGGUCCCCAGCCCCUGUGGUGUCCCGUGGUGCCCCUGACUCAGCACCUUGACAGGACCAGGCAAUGCUGGCUCUCAGCGAAUUCCACAAUUCUCUGUCAUGCUGGGCCCUGCCCACUGCCUCCAUCAUUCAGGAACCUGGAUUGUUUAUCCAGGACACAGAAUGUUCUAGAAGCGGGUAAGGAGAGCAGCACACGGAAUACAGUGGCCUUGUGUGUCUCAGGGAUGAAGAUCUGGACUCUGCCUGGAUGAUUUGCUUCUAGGGGAGACAGGUGUGCCAGGCCUAGCUCAGGGCAAGGAGUCUCAUUGAGACAAAACCAGUGCCUGUUCCUGUCUUCGUUGCUUCUCUUGGCGGGAGCAGUUAAAUAUGACCAGGAAGGGUCCUGGUCCUUGGUCUGAUGUCUUAAUCCCACUGUCCAGCCAAACUGGGCAGUUCUUGGGAGGGUGAGGCAGGAGGAUGAGAGUUUAAAGUUAUCCUUGGCUAUGUAUGGAGGUUGAGGUCAGUCUGAGCUACUUGAAACCCUGUCUCAACAAAGCAAGGAAGGAUGAGGCUGGGGACAGUGGAUUACACCUUUAAUUCUAGUGGUCUGUGAGUAAGCCAGCCUGGUCAAUACAGCGAAUUCCAAGCCACCUAGGGGCUACAUAUGAGACCCUGUCUCACAAAAGGAAAGAAAACUGCAUUUCAUUUUGGCCAAAGCCACCAGGGCAGAGAUAACAUAAUCUCCCCCCAACUUGGGGAACCCUUCCUGGAUUCUGCCUUGGUCACCAUCCCCAAGGGGGCCAGGACAGGAACGUGAGAGCUGGGACCUGCUUGUCUCUCCCUCCCACGAGUCGCUGUCCCUCCACUUCUUGGCCUAGGCUGUGGGGAGCAGACCCCUUCGUUCCUGUCUCAGGGUUGUUAACACACCCCCUUCCCAUCCUUCCAGGAGGAGGGUGUAGCCUUAUUUGGAAGGAAGGGGGAAAUCUCAAAUUUUCCUUCUGGAAGCUUCCGCCUGCCCCUUUUCGGGGCCACUGUCUUAGCCGCACAAUCAUUCCUGGUCACGGGUUGAGGGGGUCUUUGUCCCCUUCUGACAACUCUGUGCAGUCGACCUCUGUGGGUACCUGGCCUGGGGAGAUGGGGGCCAGCCUCCUGUGUGAGGUCUGAUCGAAGGGGUAGUCUUGGUGGGCACAUCCAAGGCGUGUUUCUUUCUACCUCAGGUCUUUUGAUGCCAAAAAGAAAAA